AUGCCCAACCUGCGGAAUCGCGUGGUGGGCGAAAAGUACCGCCUGAUUCGCCUGAUAGGCUACGGCUCCUUUGGCGACAUUUACCGGGCGGUCAAUCUGCAGAACGGCGAGGACGUGGCCGUCAAGAUCGAGCCGCCCAACUCGCCGCACCCCCAGCUCAAGUACGAGGCCCACGUCUACAAGUCGAUUCAGGGCUUCGGCAUACCGAUGCUGCGGUACUUUGGCGUCGAGAACGACUACAACAUCAUGAUCAUCGACCUGCUGGGGCCCUCGCUGGAGGACCUGUUUACCUACUGCUCCCUGCCUUGGCAGGGGCUGAAGGCGAGCACGAAGCGCGGCAAGUACGACCGCAUCACCGAGCGGAAGAUGAGCACGCCGAUUGAGGCGCUGUGCAUGGGUUUCCCCAGCGAGUUUCAGAUGUUCCUCAACUACUGUCGGGGGCUGCGGUUUGACGAGGACCCCGACUACAUGUACCUCCGGCAGCUGUUUCGCAUUCUCUUUCGCUCGCACAACUACGAGUACGACUACGAGUUUGACUGGACGAUACGGAAGGAGAUUGAGAAGCGGGCGCUGGAUAAGACCUACAGCAUCAUCGGCAAUAAGAUCAGCACGACGAACAAUGCCCUGGAGGUGGGACCAGGAGGAACUACGAGUGGUGCAGGAGCGAUUCAAUCUCCUGUAGGUCCUGGAGGUGGACUUCCUCAGCAGAUGAUAGGUGGGGGAAAUAUUGUGGCGCCGAAUGCGGCAGCGACGGCCACCGGUCCUGGAACGGAAGGCUGA
Rhagoletis zephyria (snowberry fruit fly) is the source of this 780-nucleotide messenger RNA. The record is from RefSeq and is a predicted model, not a curated record. NCBI's taxonomy places the organism in Eukaryota, Metazoa, Arthropoda, Insecta, Diptera, Tephritidae.